AUAAAUUUAAGAACAUGCACCACAUGAAUAUUUUAUAAGGCGUUCAACCUUACUUAGUGUUUACAUGCAAUCCUGUUAAUUGUGGAGUAAUAAUGUGUUCAAUUUGGGAAUCCCCAGCCUCGAUUUGACGAACUGAAAACAAAUGGCUACAGCUGGAGCACUAGACACCGACAGUGAAGAUGAAAUUCCUGCUGGCUGGGAAGAGAGAGUCACCUUGGAAGGAAGGGUUUACUAUGCAAAUCAUAGUACCAAGUCCACACAAUGGGAGCAUCCUACAACUGGUAAAAAGAAAAGGAUAACAGGAGAACUUCCAUAUGGUUGGGAAAGGAAGCUCAAAGACAAUGGACAGGUGUAUUAUGUUGACCACAUCAAUGAGAAAGUCACUUACACUGACCCUCGCCUUGCUUUUGCUGUAGAAGACACUGGGAACAACCUGCUGGAGUUUAAACAGAGGUUUGAUGCCAGUAGUACUGCAGAGCAGGUGCUCCAGGGGAGAGACCUCACUGGGAAGUAUGUCAUUGUGACUGGAGCCAAUGGUGGAAUAGGGUUUGAGACGGCCCGUUCUAUGGCCCUCCAUGGGGCCCACGUCACCCUGGCCUGCCGUGACAUGAAGAAGGCUCAUGAUGCUGUGGAGAGAAUACAAAAAGAAAGAAAAGUGGCCCAAGUGGUGGCCAUGAGACUGGACCUGGCCUCUCUGAAGUCUGUGCAAGAGUUUGCUGAGGAGUACAAGAGGAAUGACUGGCCAUUGCAUAUUCUGAUAUUGAAUGCAGCAGUGUUUGGUGUGCCACAUGAGUUAACAGAAGAUGGAUAUGAAACCACAUUUCAAGUCAACUAUCUGGGCCACUUCUUCCUAACACAGUUACUGGAAGAGGUGUUGAUACGAUCAGCUCCGGCAAAAGUAGUGGUUGUUUCAUCGGAAUCACACAGAUUCUCAGACCUUGAUUUAGAUAAUAUUUCCAUUCAGAAAUUAUCACCCGAUAAAGACAACUACACGGCCAUGUAUGCCUAUAACCUUUCAAAACUGUGCAAUGUGCUAUUUGCCCAUGGGCUCCAUGCAAGGCUGAGCAAGUUUAGGGUGUGGACCAACUCCUGUCACCCAGGAAACAUGAUGUACACCAAUUUACAUCGAAGCUGGUGGGUCUGGACGCUGCUCUUUGGACUCGCACGCCCAUUUACUAAAUCAAUGCAACAAGGUGCUGCUACAACUGUGUUCUGUGCCACAGCUCUUGAGAUAGAUGGAUACGGAGGGAUGUAUUUUAACAACUGUUGUCGCUGUCUCCCAGCAGAGAAGACAUUUAAAGAAAAACUGUGCAAUGCAUUGUGGGAACUCAGUGAAAAAGAUGGUGUCAGAAGCAAUGGGAAGAUUUGAACUGUUAGAUUUGAAAGAGAAAAGUUGAGAAUCAUAACAGACCUUCAUUAUCUGUAUCUUUUAUUCAUUUUAAUUCAAACUGUUAAGUGUCAGGAUCAAGAAGGGAAGAGUGUAGCAUGAAUCCUCAUUUAAUUCAUCUAUUCUAAACAUACUUUCUCUCUCCUUGAUAAAAUUAACUCUUUGUCAUAUAAAUGCCAGAUUUUUUUAAUUUUCUGUAUUGAAUUUUAGUUAUUCAUUUUUUAUGGAUAUUAAAUUUCAGAAAUAUGGUUCACAGUAUUUCAUGAGAUGUAAUGUAAAUGGAAUAUCUGGUUCUAUUCUGUAAAAGUGACUAUCCUUACUAUGAGUUGACCACUUCCUGACUUUUACCCACACGAAAACGCAGUAGACUACUGCAAACAUGCUUCAAAUCUGCUUCAAUUUGGGAGCUAAUUAGCAUAUUUGAAA
Molecule: messenger RNA, 1813 nt
Organism: Lingula anatina
Lineage: Eukaryota; Metazoa; Brachiopoda; Lingulata; Lingulida; Lingulidae
Product: WW domain-containing oxidoreductase
Molecular function (GO): protein binding
Source: RefSeq, a predicted model, not a curated record